Molecule: messenger RNA, 1078 nt
Organism: Eutrema salsugineum
Lineage: Eukaryota; Viridiplantae; Streptophyta; Magnoliopsida; Brassicales; Brassicaceae
Product: NEP1-interacting protein-like 2
Exons: 5
Coding region: 166-837 (223 amino acids)
Source: RefSeq, a predicted model, not a curated record
UCUUCCUUGCUUUUCGAGCGGUGUCUUCUCUCAACUUCCAUGGACAUCUUACCUUCAGAAUUGCCUCAACCAACCACAAAGCAUCUUCUCCUUUUCUAAGUUUCAUCAAACCCUUAAGAGUUUUCUCUAUCAAUUUUGUUUUUUUUUUCUGCUUCUUCUUCUCUUAUGGAUGCGAUCCUGCCUCCUGCCUUGGAGGCUGAAGGAACCGUCGACUCAACGAUCGACACAGUUUCUCGAUUGAUCGCCGGCGCUUUCUCCGGGGCUCUUACUGGAAUUUUUGCUAUGGCUGGAGCUUUCACUGGAGCAGUGACUGGUGCGGUGGCAGGCAGAGCUGCCCAGUAUGGAGUCCUUCGUGGGGCUGGACUAGGUGCUGUGGCUGGAGCUAUUCUUUCUGUUGAAGUGUUGGAGGCUUCUCGUGCUUACUGGUAUUUAGAGCUGUCAGGAUCAAGGGGUCCAUCAUCUAUGGCAGAUUUUGUAGAGCAACUGUUUCGUGGGAGACUAGUAGAUGAACAACUUAUGUCGACAGUGUUAAAUUCACACCACUGGCAGUUAAGGAUUUCCGAUGUAAGCUAUGAAGAACGAGAUGAUGUUUAUGGUGAAUUGGAACCCAGAGGCUUGUCGGGUGAAUCUUUAAGGAAACUACCAUGCUAUAUCAUGUCAAGUGAGAUGACCAAGAGGCAGAUCAUUCACUGCACAAUUUGUCUGCAGGACAUCAAAGCAGGAGAAAUCACACGAGGCUUACCAAGAUGUGAUCACACGUUUCACCUGGUUUGUGUUGAUAAAUGGCUCAUCAGACAUGGGUCAUGCCCCAUUUGCAGACAGGCUGUUAAAGAUUAAAACACCAUUGUUGCCAGGCAGUGUACAUAGCAAAAACCCAUUACCCCUAUAUGUUGUUGUAAGUCUCAGAUCCUUUCUUCAAUCUCUCUUUUUCAUUUCACUUAAAGAAACUUAAGCAAAUCCAUAGGUUUCUAAUUUUGAAUGUAUAUCGCUGUAGACAUGAAUAAGAGCACCUUCAGUUGUAUUGGAAAAAAUAUAGAACUCGAUCAAGUAAUGAACGGAUACAUGUAGUUAAUUCUAA